Messenger RNA from Scaptodrosophila lebanonensis, 923 nucleotides. Its product is annotated as NADH-quinone oxidoreductase subunit B 2-like. The record is from RefSeq and is a predicted model, not a curated record. The transcript has 2 exons. The coding region runs from base 50 to 721 and encodes 223 amino acids. Gene Ontology annotation, molecular function: quinone binding; NADH dehydrogenase (ubiquinone) activity; 4 iron, 4 sulfur cluster binding. Gene Ontology annotation, biological process: aerobic respiration; mitochondrial respiratory chain complex I assembly; electron transport coupled proton transport. Lineage: Eukaryota; Metazoa; Arthropoda; Insecta; Diptera; Drosophilidae.
AAAGUCAUUGAAAAAUAAACUGAAAGUACUUGAGAACACCAAAAAUAAAAUGCUUCGUUGUGCCAUUGCUGGACUUGGAAAGAUUUCCUGUACCGCUGUUUCAAGGUCGCAACUAUUUGGUGGACCUUUCAACAAUGCUGCAGCCCUGUACUCCCCUAUGUGGAAGCGCCAUCAAAAGACAAUGCCUGUCGUUGAAUCGCCCCAUGGUUUGCCUAAGAAAAAGUAUUCGCCUUUCGGCACUAAUCAAGCAACUUUUGUUGAGUGGUCGCUUGCCCGCCUGGACGAUCUUCUCAAUUGGGGACGCAAGGGCUCCAUGUGGCCUUUGACCUUUGGACUGGCCUGUUGUGCCGUAGAAAUGAUGCACAUCGCCGCUCCACGCUACGACAUGGACCGUUUCGGCGUUGUGUUCCGCGCUUCGCCACGUCAAGCGGACGUCAUUAUUGUCGCCGGAACCCUCACCAACAAAAUGGCGCCAGCGCUGCGAAAGGUGUACGAUCAAAUGCCCGAGCCCAGGUGGGUCAUCUCAAUGGGCAGUUGUGCAAAUGGUGGUGGUUACUACCACUAUUCGUAUUCGGUGGUACGCGGCUGUGACCGCAUCAUACCCGUCGACAUCUAUGUGCCUGGUUGUCCUCCCACGGCUGAAGCCCUCAUGUACGGCGUGCUGCAGCUACAGAAGAAAGUGAAACGGAUGAAGACGCUGCAGAUGUGGUACAGAAAGUAAUGUUUACACAUUUCUACAAGGACUUUGUAAUUUGGUUCACAAGUUUAACAUCGCAUUCAAACAGAAGAUGUUAAAUGAACUUAAUUCAUAUAAAUUAUGCACCGAUAUGGAAGUACACAUACAUUUGUUUAUUUAAUCGCCAAAGGGUGGUUUUAUAACUUUAAUAAAAAUAAAUAAAUAUGCUAUUAUUUGUUUAUCAAAA